Messenger RNA from Polistes canadensis, 2396 nucleotides. RefSeq lists its product as uncharacterized. NCBI's taxonomy places the organism in Eukaryota, Metazoa, Arthropoda, Insecta, Hymenoptera, Vespidae. The record is from RefSeq and is a predicted model, not a curated record.
GAAUUUUCCGAAGCAUUGGAAGAAAUGCUACGAAGUACGGUAAUUAACAAGGUCAGAGAUUUACGCUCGACUGAUCUUGAAGAACGAAACGGGACACGACAUAUUUGUCAAGGCAAUCCUUGCGGAUGGGCGAUCUAUACUAAGUUCACCCGCCGUUUUGAAUAUUUCAUGAGAAAUACAUGCGAGUGUCCAGAUUAUUCGUACAAGUGCGUACAUACGGAGGACGAUUUAUCCGUAAGUGCAUACGUAUAUCGAUGUCGUCAAAAUACGACGUCGAACGAUACCGAGGCACCGCCAGAAGACACGAAUUAAAACAGAGACUUCUUUUUUUUUAAUCUACAGCGCGCCAAAAAACAAUAUCACACACUCGCACACACAUUUAGAAAGUUAAACGAUGAUUAUCCCACCGUCGAGAAAAGUCCUUUCGUCGAGCGUUUUUGCAUUCAUUUUAUACGAGACGUUCCAAACGAUUUAACGACGAACACAAGGAAAAAGAAACAAACAAAUCUAUCGUCUUCCAUUUAUCUUUGACAAUCUUUAUUCGAAAUUUAUACCAUUUAAUUUCAAUGAAACUCUCAACGUCAGCCAUCUUAACGACGCCAUGUUGCUACACAUCGCUUUCCAUUUUUCAAAUAUAGAGAGAUCAUCGAUCGAAUAGACAGUAUCGUUUCUUUUAAAUAGGUAGCAUAAACAACAAAAGAAAAACAUUUCUCAUUCAAUCAAAUUUAUAAGGUCCCUUAAAACCUUCCUUCCUUAGUCGGUUUUCAGCACGUCCCAUUUAUAUAUAUAUGUUUUAUCGUUGAAGUAUAUAAUUCAGUUAAUUCAUGAAAAACUUAUGUCUUACACGAAAUAACUAAAAACGUUUUAGAGAAAAAAUAUAACAAGAAUUUUAUUAUACGCAAACUAAUUGUUUUUAUGAAAUAACUAAGUAAAAUGUGAAUUCACGAGAGACGAGUAGUUUAAGUAUUAAAUUGAAAUUUGAUUUAAAGUUUGCUUUUCUUUCUACAACAACGCUCGUAAUUAUCCGUUCUUAUCUAUUCCUGUACUUUGAAAACCGAUGUUCUGUUAGUCAUGUUGUUCUAUUAAAUCUAAUCUACGGAUUAAAUUUCUAUUUCAUACUUUCGCCACUCACACCUUUUGUGAAUUCUUAUAUCACCUAGUCAUCAUUCUGCCUUAUUUCAUACUUUAGCAAGUAAGUAUAGUUAUUUCAUUGUUAAUCUGGUUAUUUCAUGAAUUAACAAAUUUCACGUUUAACGGUAGCAUAUGUAUGUAGAAUUAUAUUUGUAGUUUAAAAAUAUAGUUUUGUAAAAAAAAGUUUGCUCGUAAUAAUUUACGAACGCGCUUUCCAAGUGUUACAUCAAACAAUUUUUUUUAAUAUUUUUCUAAAAAGGAAAAAGAAACGAAGUAGAAUGGUAGACGUGAUAUAAGUUACGCGUUUAUAUUUUAUGUAAUUGCAAAUAUGGCAACUUUUGCAUAUGCAUUUAUGCAAAGCGUAAUGCAAAAAGUAGUCCACACACCGCGACUAUAUUCACAAUUAAGAAUUAAAACUCUUAUUCACAAAUAUUUACAUACAAUUUACAAUUAUUGUUAAUAACGAUUUACCUAAAAUUUGACAUAUCUAAUAUACUAUAUAGGAGAUUAACUUUUAACGUACUACCAAUUUUCUUUCUUUCUCUUUUUUUCUUCUUUUCUUUUAUUAAAAAUAAAACAACGCACGAAUCCUUUCCAAAGCUAAUAAAUAACAUUGUACUUAAUGGAAAUGGAAUAUCGCGUCUUUAAAAAAUAACCAUAAUAUUUAAUGUAUUCGUAUUAAAAGAACCUCGAAUAACUUGUUAUUUCAUGUAAAAAAAAGCAAAAACUUCGUAAAAUAAUACGAGCUAUCAAUGUUUUUCUAUAUCCUAGUUAUAAUUAAUUCAAAUAAUUAAGAGAUAUUAAGGUAUAUGUGUGUAAGCAAAUAUCUUUAGCCUCCUAUAAAUUAAACAUAAACAACAAAAAGAAAAAAGUAAAUAGUUAAAAUGUUUACACAAUGUUUACUUUAUCGCGAAAUCGAUUUACUAUAUGUACAUACAUAUAUAAUAUAUAAUAAUAAAGUAAAAAUGUAGUUUAAAACAAAUUUGGAAGAAACGAAAGAAAAAACAUUUUGUAUACUUCAUUAUUAUGAUGCUGCAAUAUUCUCAGAAAUAAGAAAAAUAGUCAUCAUUAGUUAACGGAGGCUAUAAUUAAACGUAUUCGUAAUGCAGUAUUUUCAGUAUCAUUUGUACUCCUUUUGUGAAUCGAUGUAUAUAUUGAUCUUAUCAUUCACAUAUUUUUUCAGAUACGAGGAUUUUCAUAUGUAUGUAUAACACCGUAUAUGUUAAAAUUGAUUUAGAAAAUAAAUAGAAAUGAUUUAUGUAAUA